Messenger RNA from Effrenium voratum, 1935 nucleotides. NCBI's taxonomy places the organism in Eukaryota, Dinophyceae, Suessiales, Symbiodiniaceae. The record is from the annotation of a GenBank genome assembly.
AUGAUGGCGAAGGGCCUAGACACCUCAGACGAAGACGCGGACGACGCCGCGGACGAAGCCGCGGCGUCCGCGGCGAAAGCAGUGGAUGCGCCGACGCGGGUGCCGGGGAGCUCGACGUUUGCGUCUUUGCCGGCGGAGGAGGUUGAGGAGCCAUUGCCCCGAGACCCCCUCAGCAUGCUCAACGGCAUCCACCGUGUGGUGCUGGCGGCGGGUCUGUCGAAGGAUCUCUCGCUGCCCAUGAUCGCGGUGAUGGGCUCCCAGUCGGUGGGGAAGACCUCGGUGCUGGAGAGCCUCGUGGGCCGAGACUUCCUGCCGCGGGGCAGCGGCAUCGUCACCCGCCGGCCCCUGGUGCUGCAGCUCCACCACUCCGAGGGCGCCCAGGAGUGGGCGGAGUUUCAGCACAAGCCCAAGGUGCAGCUGGGGCUCUCAGAGGUGCGCCGGGAGAUCGAGCUGGAGACCCAGCGCUUGUGCGGGGCCCACCAGGUCAGCGACCAGCCCAUCCUGCUGAGGAUCUUUUCGCCCACGGUGAUGGACCUGACCUUGGUGGACCUGCCUGGCCUGACCAAAGUGCCUACGGCCGACCAGCCCAAGGACAUCGCCAAGCAGAUCCGCUCUCUCGUGCGGCAUUAUGUAGCCCCAAAGAGCACCAUCAUCCUGGCGGUCUCCGCCGCCAACGUGGACCUGGCCACCUCCGACGCGCUGGCCUUGGCGAGGGAGGUGGACCCAGCGGGCGAGCGCACGCUGGGGGUCCUCACCAAGUUCGACUUGGCGGAGGGCUCUGCGGUGGAGGCGCUGCUGGGGGAGACCUACCCCUUGCGCCUGGGCUACACCGCAGUGGUGUGCCGCAGCGAGCAGGACAGCCAAGCAGGCAAAACUUUCGAGGAGGCGCUGAAAAGCGAGCACGACUUCUUUGCGCGGCACGUGCGGCUACAACCGCUGCAGGCGCAGUGCGGCAUCCCGAAUUUGGCCCAGCGGCUGAAUCUGCUGCUGCUGGAGCACAUCAAAGCGGCCCUCCCCAGCUUGCGCAGCGACAUGCAGCAACUCGCGGACGCCUGCAGGGAGGAGUUGGAGAGCCUGGGCGACGAAAGCCUGGAGCGCAUGGGCGAGGGUCCCUACCUGCUGCACCUCAUUUCCGGAUACGUCCGGAACUUCUGCGAUCUCCUGGAGGGCCGGGGCAAGGAGAGGGACACUUCCACGAAGCUGGUGGGCGGGGCGCGGAUCCACCACAUCUUCCACCGGAGCUUCCAGCAGGCGGUGCUGGAAUUCGACGCCUUCAGCGGCUUGUCCGACAUGGACAUCCGCGUGGACAUGAGGAACGCGGCGGGUCCGAAGCCGCAGCUCUUCGUGCCGGAGGUGGCCUUCGAGCGGAUGGUGAAGCGACAAAUCCAGAAGUUGGAGCACCCCGCGCUGGAGUGCGUGACUUUGGUCUUUGAAGAGCUGAAGCACCUGGCGUCGCAGGCGGAGUGUUGGGAGCUGCAGCGCUUCCCGGGGCUCCGGGAGAAGAUGCUGGAGGUUGCCAACGGCGUGAUCAAGCGCUGCUAUCAGCCGGCCACCAACAUGGUGUCCAACCUGAUCCGCAUCGAGCGGGAGUUCAUCAACGUGGACCACCCCGACUUCAUCGGCGGCCUGGGGGCCAUGUCCUGUGUGCAGAGCGGGGAGGAGACCGGAGCUUCCGCCGCUUCCGCGCCAGAGCCGCCGGUUCUGUCGCCGGCGCUUCCGGCUGCGUCGUCCGCGUCACAGCCAGACGAUGUGAUACGGCUGCCUCCAGUGCCGCUGGUGGUGAUGCCGGCAGGCGCCCCGUCGGAGAAGGACGGCAUGGACACAGAGCUGCUAAAGAGCCUGCUGCUGUCCUACUUCACUAUCGUGAAGCGGAAGCUCAUCGACUCCGUGCCCAAAACCAUCAUGCACUUCAUGGUCAAUGCUACCAAGGACUGA